Molecule: messenger RNA, 1330 nt
Organism: Poecile atricapillus (Black-capped chickadee)
Lineage: Eukaryota; Metazoa; Chordata; Aves; Passeriformes; Paridae
Exons: 3
Coding region: 60-1133 (357 amino acids)
Source: RefSeq, a predicted model, not a curated record
UCCCCAUCCCGCCCCCUCGCCGAGCUAGCCCGGGCCCAGCGGAGCGGCGAUACCUCAGGAUGUCGUCCCCACACCGGAUCCCUGGCUGGGCGGUCCCGCCGUGGAAGGGGGACUCGCCGGUCUGCGGCCGGGAGCGGGAGCGGCAGCGGGACCGGUCCCACCGCGAGGUACCGGCCGGUCCAGCGAGGCCGGGUCCCCUCUGGGCUCGCGGUGUCCCCUGGACGGGCCGGGACGCUCCGCGGGGCCGCUGGUUGGAUGGAGCACGGUCCCCUCGGCAGGCCCUUCCCCAGGCCUGCAGCAAACCCUCACGUGCGUUUUUGAGGAGCUGCUCCGAGGUUCCUGCACCAGAGCUGUGCUCCAGGGAUGGUUCCCUUAGUCACAAUCCCCGUGGGAAGCGGCCGUGGGAGGAACAGCUUGGUGCCGGUCACAGCCGAUCCCCGCUCUGCCUCCAGCUCCAUCCCGAGUGUCUGACCCUGGAGCUGCCCUGGGGCAAAUCUGAGGGCAGAAAAGGCCGGGAGCCCGCAGGGGGCUGUCCCCGACCCCCGUGGGUGCAGCACCCGCUCCCCAUCACACUCGGGCAGGGCAGAGGAGGCGGAGGGAGAGGAGGAAGAGGAGGGAGAGGAGGUGUUCAGCGUGCAGCAGGUGCCGAGGCGAAGCUCGCCACAACAAAUCGCUGUGAUUCAGCCCCGGAGCAUCUGGCAGCGAGCGGUAACGAGCCGGGGGAUGCCGGUGUCACGCAGCCGCUCCGCCGAGGCGUCCCGGAGCCCCCGGGAACGGGAGCUGCCCUGCACGGAUCCGCUCAUCCGGGGAGGAUGAUGCUCCUCAGCUCCCGUUUCCCGAGCCCUCGCUGGCCUCAGGGCUCUGCUUCUCUCUCGGUGUCACAGCACAGGACACAGCCGUGUCACCUCUGGGAGCUCCCUGCGCUGUCCCAGCCCUCCCGACCCUCCCACACGUCUGGAGCAUCCCUCAGGGGGGUGGGAAGGGCUGGGCCAGGUGUGGGGAUACAUCUGGGUGGGUUUCCAUGGGGGAACAGCACCCCUGGGCAGCACACCAGGUCUCAGAGGUCUCCUGCUGCCGUCGGUGUGGGAGCUGCCAGCUCCCCCUCCACGAUCUCAAAAAUCGUGUCUGUCUGACCCUUCUUUCAUCACAGCUCCAGAGAAUUUCCUCUCUGGUUAUUUGAAUUUAAUUAUCUGUUGUCUUACCAUCCAUCUCCUGGCUUUUAGGAUCAGGGCACAAGCUCCUGUCAUCCCUUUGCAGCCCCUCCAGUGGCUGCUGUCUCUGGGAUUGAGGUUGGAUGAUGGAAUAAAUCAUUCUAAGUCAUCAAACGGGC